This is a messenger RNA of Aphanomyces astaci, 2385 nucleotides long. RefSeq lists its product as hypothetical. The transcript has 2 exons. The record is from RefSeq and is a predicted model, not a curated record. Gene Ontology annotation, biological process: microtubule nucleation; cytoplasmic microtubule organization; mitotic cell cycle. The coding region runs from base 1 to 2328 and encodes 775 amino acids. Gene Ontology annotation, molecular function: gamma-tubulin binding; microtubule minus-end binding. Lineage: Eukaryota; Oomycota; Saprolegniomycetes; Saprolegniales; Verrucalvaceae. Gene Ontology annotation, cellular component: centrosome; gamma-tubulin complex; equatorial microtubule organizing center.
AUGCAUCACGAGCUGUUCUUGGCACUGCUGGGUGUAUGCGGCGAAGUCGUCGUGGAGAGAACAGCCUCAAAGCGGGAGAAUGUGACGACGUUUACCUUUGACGAGCUAGCCACGCCGUGUCUUCUAUCUGAAGGCGAUCGGCAAGUGCUGCUACCCUUGUUGCACGUCGGGUACUGCUUCCGUCGGCUGUCCAAGUUUGCCCAACCUCCACUGGACACUUCCAGACGUGAUGGAAGCUCUAUCCACCCUAGCUUAUACGUGCACUCGUUUCGACAGUCGCUGUCUGCCACCCUCGCUGUGUAUGCGAAGCACGUGGCGUCGUUGGAGCAAGAGGUCCUAGCCAAGACUGACAGCAACUUGUUCCCAUUUGCGCGGCUCUUGGUGGAUUUCCAGGGCGAACUGGAGCUGUUCCCGUUCUUGUGUCGCCUUGUGGACCACAUCGAGCGAAAGAAGCUGCGAGGGAAGGGGGUGCUGGAGAUGCUGCAGUCGCACGACCGAAGCGGUUACCCUCGCGUCCAAGCAUGCGUCCAGUCGUAUCUGUGCAAUGCACAUCGCGUGUUCUUCCGUCAAAUGAUGUCGUGGAUGACGGCGGCGCAUGUCGUCGACCCUUACGGUGAAUUCUUCAUCACAUCGCCGUCCUCGUCGUCCGAGUACGCAGUGGACUUGGCGCGCGUGCCGCUGCGGUACUUUCCCAGCGAACUCGCUGAAGACGUGAUGUUCAUUGGAAACGCCAUCAAGAUAUUGGGCAACAACAGCCAGCACCACCAGGCCAUUUGCAGCUGCCUCCACUCGCUCGCCAGCCACCGGACGUGGUCGACCCAAGUCGUUCGAGACGAACUUGCUAAGCUACGCGUGGUCAUCGCGUCGGCGCUGGGAACUCGUGUGGUGGUGCAAGGUCAGUUUAUUCAGUGGCUAGCUCGAGUCAAGGCGUUCUACCUACUUGGACACGGCGACUUCGUCCACGCCGUCAUCGACCAAGCGUCCCCCGUCUUUGCCAACGCUCCCACGAUUCGAUCUGAACAAGAGCUCAACCAUGGGGUAUGGUCGGCCUUUGAACUGGACGCCUCGUCCAUGUCCCUACGGGUACCUCUCCAAGAGUUUUCGUUUGCAUUCAACCAACCACAUGUAUUAGACGACGACCCACGAGUCAGGUGUCGUGGGUUGGUGCUGCUUGGGAGUUGGAACGUCCAAGUUGCGGGACUGGCGGCCGCCGAUUCUCCAUUAACCUGCUGGUUCCACCACAUCCAGUACAUAUCUCGGUCAUUUCGCACGAGUUUCAGUGUCGUCCUGGUUGACCCUCCUCCUUUGAACGCCCCCCCCUCCGAAGUGUCGCUGGUGCUACAGUCUGACGGCGUGCAUGUAGCUGCUGCAUCAUGUCCAAUGGAUUCCUCUUCGAACGUGAUCAUUCCAUCUACCAGCCCCAGCCUUCGACUGCAGUUUCAAUUCCACUCGGUUCAAGACGGAGCGUGCCACGUCACUACGCGGUUGUUCGUGUACAACGACGGCAGGAACGACGCCCCAUCCCUGCACGACACGUGCACGCACCUCAAAACAGCGGGGUCGAUCUCUGUGGUAGUCGACUACGCGGCAGACAUAAGUGGAUGGCGAGUGCACAUGAACGACCGUUUGUGCUUCGAGUACUCUAUGAACGUUCUCAAGCAAGUGGACGGUCUGGCGCGGCGCAAAGGCGGCAUGUUCGUGGGUCUGGUGCUGCUGCCUCCCAUCACGUUGGUGUCUUGGUCGUGUGGCCGAGUCGCCGCUGAUGAGGACCCGUGGCAGUAUGUCGGUCUUGACAUGCCAGUUCCGUGGCCCGUGGCUCCGUUGCUGCUGACACCGGCAACUCUGGUCACGUACAACCACGUGUUCCAGCUGCUGUUUCGACUCAAGCGCGUGCAGUUUGCACUCAACCGGACGUGGAAACUGUCUCGACACCACUCUCAAUCGUGUGCGAUAUUGCGGCACCGUGUGCUCUUUGCGCUGUCGCAUGUAUUUGUGUACUUUGAAAGGGAUGUGGUGGACGUCCACUUCCAUGAAUGCGUGGCCGCGUGUGCAAAGAGCUCUGAUUUUGACGUGGUCAAGAAAGCCCACGACACAUUUGUGGCCCAACUGGUCAAGAGAUGCUACUUGUACUCGGCCACUGUUAUGCACGCUAUUGACGCACUGAUUGCCCUGGGCUGGGACUACUGCCGCCACGAGCCGCCCCACGCCACUCGCGAUGCCACGUACUUGGCCUCGACACUGCGCCACUUGUGCGCUGUUUUAGCCAACACGGACGCCCACCCCCUCGUGCUCGUGCUCGAUUUCAACGGGUUUUUCACUCACGGUUAACGCCAUCCCACACUAAUAGUUAGUAUUAAUAUUCAUACAUUCCAAGCAUAACUACUA